CCCCAGGCUAUCCCAGAAACACAGACCCACUGUGCAGCCCCCCACCUCUGGAAGCAGGAUUUCAAUUACAUGGCUGAGUGGUGCCUUUCUAGCCCAACAAAAGGCAGAUCCGGCUAGUUGGGAUGGAAACAGAGUCGGGGGAUAAGACAGACAGUGGGGGACGAGAGUGGAAGUUAGAGCUCCAGACACACACACACUCACAAACAUUACUACAUGAAUAUUGACACAAACACACAGAGGUGCUAAGGAGGUUGGCGCUUAACCCCUCCUGAUCCUGAGGACUCAUGAGCAUUUGCCUGGUCUCUGUUUUACACCAUGUCAGCAGUGACCAACCAGCCUCUUCCAUUUGGUCGUCUGGAACGAGAAAAGCACAUCCAGAUGAUCUUAAGAGCUUUCCAGAACCGCUGUGAGCCUUCAUGUGAGUGCCAGACUCACUCACCUGGACCCAAACCUCAGCGAACGCCUCCUGGCUGGGGAUCUGAUAAGCAGCUUUCAAGUCAGGAGAAGAUGGAGAACGGCUUCAUGCAGCCACCAGAGAAAGUGAGCAGGCCAGGGACGGAGGGGCAGAACUUCGGAGGUGCAGCGAGAUCAGACUUUAUGUCCACACUGGAAACAGUCAGUGAGAUUCAUAUUGAUGCUCGGCCAGAGUUGCAAGGUCCACAGUGUGUUCCCAGGAAGAUCUACAGCAUCACCACAGGAGGCAGCAGGUCGCAGUUAUUUGUGGCUGUGGAAGAGAGCUCGUGUGUGUGUCUCCAGUGUUGUGGUCCAGCUCGGGCCUGUUCUUUCAAGGGCUUCGACUGUCAGGGCCACCAGGUCUUUUAUUUUGAAAGGCCCCUUAGGGUGGAUGCCUGCUGCCUCAGCUGCUGCCUGAUGGAGAUGAGAGUCUACACACCUCAAAAACAUCUCAUUGGCACUGUAUGCCAGAGGUGGAGCAUGUUCACCCCUCUUCUGGAAGUAUGUGAUUCAGAAGGAGCAAACGCCAUCAGAAUCCAGGGCUCCUGCUGUCCGUGCCGCUGUUUCUCCAACCAGCAAUUUCAGAUUGUCUCAAACAUUGGUGAGAAAAUUGGCACAAUAUGGAAGAAAUGGCCUGGCUUCAGUGACGAGCAUAACAUGGAUCAUGAGUAUUUUGGGUUGGAGGUGCCACUGAGUGUGGAAUCACACAUUAAGAUGCUGCUGUUGGCAGCCACCUUCUUGUUGAAUCACAUGUUCUUUGAGAUGAGCUGAUCAGUGAAACACGACCAAUCAUUCGUAACAGACUCACAAUAAGUGGACAAGGGCUAGUGAGGCACACCAGCCAGGUCACAGAUUUUCAUGGUACAAAGACACUACAGCAUGUGCACCAAGGCUCCUGUGGCAUUGAAAGGUGUAGCCGAACCUUUCUAAACGAACCUCUACUCAGUUUCAACAUCCAUUUAUGAAAGAAAGUGACACUGAACCGGCUUUAGCAGCAGAUGCAUAUUUGACAUUUAUUGCUAUAUAAUCCAUCAGGUGUACAUCCAACAGUGUUUCUUCACUUUUGACACACACGCAGACACCUGCACCCAUCAUCACACUACCAAACAUUGCCAGCAUUACAGUUUUUCAACAAACUAUAGGCGCUUUCUUAACAUGGUUCCAAAAAAUGCUCCCGAGGAAUUAAUAAAAACUGUCACAGACCCUGGACCUGGGCCUAGUUUCAUUUCUUUUACUACAAAAUGGAAAAGGAGUGAAGGCCAGUGUUCCAGGACCCCUAUACACCUUUGCUGAGGACAUUAAAGCAGAGCCCGACCCUUGGAUUAUUUAAAGGCGGGGUAAAGACAAAAAAAGACAUAAGGGAAACCUGGGUCGGGCUCGAGGCCAGGCACAGUGAUCUAGGCAGCUUGGCAGUCCAUUUUUAAGAUGCCGGCUAUACAACCUUCUGCUCAACACAGGAUGGUCCUCAUCCUUUGGGAUUCAACUUCCAGGUCAAAGACGGAGAACCAUCGCUGAUUCAAUUAAGUGAUCUUUGAAGUGGACUGUAUUUACAAAUAUAUCGUACACAAUAAUAGUAAUCAUUCUAGUUCGAAAUGACCAGAGGAAUUGUAGAUAAAAUACAGCACUGUAAUAAAAUAACAUCUACCAGCAACCCUGUUUGAGUCCCAAUAAAACAGAUUAACACAGAUUUAUUUUGACAGCAGGAAGUGUGAUGUUAUGUUAAGCAAUAAAAUCAGAUCUCGCAUUAUAACAGA
This is a messenger RNA of Seriola aureovittata, 2207 nucleotides long. Its product is annotated as phospholipid scramblase family member 5. Bases 316 to 1224 code for a protein of 302 amino acids. Gene Ontology annotation, biological process: plasma membrane phospholipid scrambling. NCBI's taxonomy places the organism in Eukaryota, Metazoa, Chordata, Actinopteri, Carangiformes, Carangidae. Gene Ontology annotation, molecular function: phospholipid scramblase activity. Gene Ontology annotation, cellular component: plasma membrane. The record is from RefSeq and is a predicted model, not a curated record. The transcript has 8 exons.